Messenger RNA from Mobula hypostoma (lesser devil ray), 4027 nucleotides. RefSeq names its product interferon regulatory factor 2-binding protein 1-like. NCBI's taxonomy places the organism in Eukaryota, Metazoa, Chordata, Chondrichthyes, Myliobatiformes, Myliobatidae. Gene Ontology annotation, molecular function: transcription corepressor activity. Gene Ontology annotation, biological process: regulation of transcription by RNA polymerase II. The coding region runs from base 500 to 2095 and encodes 531 amino acids. The record is from RefSeq and is a predicted model, not a curated record. The transcript has a single exon. Gene Ontology annotation, cellular component: nucleus.
CUGGAGGAGGGAGUUGAGCUAUUGGCGCAGGCGUAGUGCUGCUCGAAGUACCUAUCAGUUUGAGCAGGCAAGUGUUGGAGGAACUCAACAGGUCAGGCCGAAUAGACGGAACGAAAUACAUAGUCGAAGUUUUGGGCCAAGACCCUCCGUGGGACAUUGGGCCGAUCAGCCCAGGGAGUGAGCGACCGUACUUCUGAAGGUCCGAAGAUUUCGCGCAGGCGUAGUGCCGUUGGAGGACCGAUCCGCUCAGGCACCGUGCUGCUGGAGGACCCAAUAUUUCGCGCAGGCGUAGUGCCGCUGGAGGACCGAUCCGCUCAGGCACCGGGCUGCUGGAGGACCCAAUAUUUCGCGCAGGCGUAGUGCCGCUGGAGGACCGAUCCGCUCAGGCACCGUGCUGCUGGAGGACCGAACAUUUAGCACAGGCGCAGUGCCUUGGGGCCUAGUCUUCUCCCUUCUCCAUUGUGUCGGACGCCGCGCUCGCUCGUUCGCCCCGGGGGCCAUGGGUUCGGCCCCGCCGCCUCCGACCAGCGCCGCCGCUGCUGCCGCGGCCGCAGCUGCAGCGGCCGCCUCGGCCUCGGCCAGCCGCCGCCACUCGUGCUACCUGUGCGACCUGCCGCGGAUGCCGUGGGCCAUGAUCUGGGACUUCUCGCAGGCCGUGUGCCGCGGCUGCGUCAACUAUGAGGGCGCCGACCGCAUCGAGCGCGUCAUCGAGCAGGCGCGCCACCUCAAGCGGGCACAUGGGCUGCCGGCCCCCGCCGCCGCGGCCGUACCGCCGGCCCAGGCCCAGGCCCCGCCGCCCCGCUCGCCCGCGCCCCGGCCUCCCGCCCCGCACCCUCACCCUCACCCUCACCCUCACCGCCUCCUGCUUCCCGACUACCCGCCUCCCGGUCCCGAGCUCCCGGCCGCUCGCCGCCCGCUGCUGGGCCCCGCCGCCGCCCUCCUGGGCCUGAGCCCCGGGCCCGCGCCCGCCCUCGGCCUGGAGCUGGGCCGCCGGCCCGAGCUGGAGCGGGCCCUGCGGGAGAAACCCGGCGGGGCCGCCUCCUCCUCGACCCCCGGAGGGGAGGCCUUGGCUGAGCUGGGCCGCGCCCUCCGCCACCGCGCCGAGGAGUGGGCCGGGCGACCAGCCGCCGUGCGGGACUCGCUGCUCGGCCUGUCCGAGUGCGCCCCCUUCGCCCUCCGCCUGCGGGCCGACCCUUCCCUCACCGCCCGGGUGCUGGCCUUCGACGCGGCCGAGAGGCCCCAGGACCGGGCGCUGGAGCUGCGCCUCCUGAUCGAGUACCCCAGCGGCUCGGGCUCCGUGCACUGCGGGGCGACCGAGGCCUGCCGCCGGAUGCUGAGCGACAGCAGCAAGGAGAGACCGGGCAGCCCGGGCCUCGACUGCCUGGAGUACCAGAGGAGGUCCGGGGGCUCGGGUGACUGGCGGCCCCUCUCCCAGCUGCUGACCGAGGGCACCCGCCUCUUCAAGGAGGCCCUGCCCGCCGACCUUCUGCCCGAGCCCCACUCGGGGGGCCUAGGUCUGCCGGGGGGACAGGCCCGGCCCGGGACCCGCCGCCGCAAGGCCUCGCCGGACGGGGAGCCGGAGGCGGCGGGCAAGGCGGUGGGUGACGGGCAGCCGUGGGCGGCUGGUGGUGAAGGAGGGGCUCAAGUGGGCCACUCACCCGUGGCCCUGGUCAGCAGCAGCGGCGCUGACCCGAAGGACAGCGGCCAGCCCGUGCACUCCACCACGGCCCCCGGGCACAGUGGCCAGCGGCGUCUGACCCCCCGCAACGGCGAGCCUGGCGCCCCGGACUCCGGUCACGCCAGCGAGGUGCAGGGGGCCCCCGACUCCUCCAACGGGCCCCUGUGCUGCACCAUCUGCCACCAGCGGCUGGAGGACACCCACUUUGUCCAGUGCCCCUCGGUGCCCGCCCACAAGUUCUGCUUCCCCUGCUCGCGGGAGAGCAUCAAGGCCCAGGGGGCAGGCGGGGAGGUCUACUGCCCCAGCGGCGAGAAGUGCCCGCUGGUCGGCUCCAGCGUGCCCUGGGCGUUCAUGCAGGGUGAGAUCGCCACCAUCCUGGCCGGCGACAUCAAGGUGAAGAAGGAACGGGACCCCUGAUCUGGUGCGCCGCUUGGGUCAAUCUGUUUGAACUGAAGCUGUCCGCACUUUUCCGGAGGGCCUGAGAUGCCUUCGCAACCAAAAUUUGAGACGAUGGGAUUAAUUCACCUGUUUGGGCAGAGUCCUGGUAAAACAAAUUGACUGCGUUGGGUGUAUUUGCCAAAUUCCACAGUCGUCCUGGGCCUGGAGGUGACUACAGAAUGAAACUACUUCAAUUGGUAACGUGGAUCCUCCGAGGAGCCUCGGGUUGUAUCUGCGGGACACCCAGCACAAGGACUGCCAUCUGGUUAUUCAAGUUGGUGUGGAGUAUCUCUCCAUGUUCAUCGGACUGUUGUUGGACAUGCAGUUGUGUGUGCGUGUUUAUAUCUGUCGUGAAACAUUGCUCUGGAAGUACGAGGAAGAGUACCCGAGCAGUUUGGUUGACCUGACUCCACCCGCCGUUCCCUCGUUCCAUCUGCCCCUCGCCUUUGUCAACGGUGAAGGUGCAAGCCUCGCUUUGUUGAUCGAGUGCCUCCCCAGCUCAGUUUGCAGAGCUCAGCCGGCCUGCCCAUGGUCAGAUUUAUUGUGAGCUGUGACUCUCUGUUGGAUCAGGUGCACGAUGUUAUGGAGCGGACUGUCGGAGCUGUACAGACAAGUCUGGAAAGGGAUAGUGGGAGCGACUUGUGUUCCUGAAUUGGCCCUCGUUGUCGGGGCUUCAGCUGUACGGCUGGCAAGAUCUCAACCAAGUCCAGUUUGUGUUGAAUUGUUUUGUUGUAACUCACGGACAGUGAGAGAUUUUAUAAAUGUGUAUCGCGAGAACCCAUAUUGAGGAAUGGGGGCGAUUUCCAGAGGAGCUUGGAACGCUGGGGAGGGGGGGUGGUUGUUGGAGGUCCUGCCUGGGUUCCCUGUGAAUGGUGAAGGGUGAUCAGCAGCUGCCUGACAAGCUGAGAGUGGCGUCUUUGCCUCAGUGUUGCCAGCAGGUCAAAUACUCGACCAGACUCCAGGGAGAAUGGUCUUGUGCCCAAGUAUCAGGCAGGAAUUUGUUUUUUAUUUAGUGCAAAGAGUUAAACCUAGCAGAGUAGUGUCAAACAUGAAAUGUGUAACCCUUCAGAGUUUUAUUGUGUUCCCAAAACACAGUCACUGCCUCGAAGACAAAGUAUGGCAUGGACUCCAGACCCCUGAGGGGAAGGUGAUGUGUGGCCCCGGCUCGUUUCGAGCUUUACCCUGGUUUAUUGACUGGUGGUGUCGUGAUUGUCAUAAUGAGGCGCUUGGGAACUGUCUUGUUCCUCUGUUUUUGCGUCAACUGCGAGCAAAUCAGCCUGGAGAGCCAUAACCUAUCAGCCUCCAGUUGGCGGCGAGAGCUGUGGUAGUCCUCCCAAAUAUGCUGUUCCACCUUGGCCAGCAAACCCCCUCCAAAUCUGUCCUGCAGUGACUUCCACGGUGGGACUCCAGUCUUUUUCGUGUUCAGGCAAAGUCUGUUGCCAUGCAAGUCUGGCAGAGCUACCAGUGAAACAAGACAGUUCUGGGCUGCCACAGGAGCUCAGUGUAAUUCACAGUCGUUUGAGUGGGAUUGGGGAUUGUAAUCAAAAUGUGAUUUAUCAUGGCAGACAGGGUGGUUUGCUGUUUCAUCAUCUCCUGUUGCGUGUAUCAAAAAUGCUACUGUUUGAAAACUUUUAAUUUAAAAACUACUGCCCCCCUGCAAGUAAACUUUUGGUCCGGGCAAGUUUCAAUAGUGUUUCACUGUAAGGAUUUCAUGGUGGUCUGAUUAACCAGUGUGUUGUCUCUCAAUUCCUGUGAUUGUACGGCCUGCUUCUUCCUCACCCCCUGUUGUAAUAAUCUGUAAUUACGUUAGCUUGUGAUAAUCAUGAUUUAAUUUUUUUAUAUAUAUAUUUAAAGAUGAAACAUCUACAAAAUAAAACCUUUUUACUGGUGCUCGAUUUGUUCUGUGACUGG